UUUUCACUCUUGAUUAUAAAGGAGGAGUUUGCUGUAUAGACGCUUAUACCCCAACUGGCUGAAUGAACUGAGUCGUCCUCUGUGAUCCCAGGAGGUUUUUACUGCUCUCACACAGACUGAUUUGCGCAAAAAGAAAAAGGACGAGCCGACAAGAACAUGGCUGUUGCGGGCUGCACGAAAUGCAUUAAAUAUAUGUUAUUCUUCUUUAAUUUUAUUUUCUGGCUGGCUGGAGGUGUGAUCUUAGGAGUGGCCCUGUGGCUUCGCCAUGACAGUCAAACCAGCAACCUCCUCAUACUUCAGUUUGAAGGCCACCAGGCACCGGGUACCUUCUACAUCAGUGUUUACAUACUGAUAGCUGUUGGAGCUGUGAUGAUGCUUGUGGGUUUUCUCGGAUGUUACGGAGCCAUUCAGGAGUCUCAGUGUCUGCUGGGGGCGUUCUUCUUCUUCUUGGUGAUCCUCUUUGCCUGUGAAGUCGCUGCAGCAAUCUGGGGUUUCAUGAACAGGGACACUAUCUCCAAAGAGUUAAUCAAUUUCUAUGACUCAGCGUACAUCAAGGCCGUGGACGUCUCAGGCUCUCCCAGUAAAGACAGUGCCAUCAAGGUGCUGGAUGUUUUCCACAACACGCUCGACUGCUGUGGUAAAGGAGACGACACCCCUCUCUUCAAACAAGUCGCCGGCACCUUGUGUCCUAAAAAGACUGCAGAAGAUUUCCUGAGAUCUCAAAGCUGCCAUGAUAAACUGAUCGAGCUGUUCUCGGAGAAGCUCUACCUCAUCGGUCUGGCCGCGCUGGUGGUUGCUGUCAUCAUGAUCUUUGAGAUGAUCUUCACCAUGGUGCUCUGUUGUGGGAUCCGUAACAGCCCUGGAGUUUACUAGGCGUCCAGCAAGCAGCGACGGUCCACAUCAGCCUGUACUGGAUAUAUUUUAUUAUAUGUUUCUAUGCAUCGGCUCCUCUUCUUUAAGCUUUUAGCACGAGAUGGAUGGACGUUUCUCCAUUUAUUAUAGAUUAGAUGAUACCUUUUUUUUAAAAAAUUAUAUUGCUAAUCACUCAUUUUUAGACAAUAAUUUAGCUUCUAGCAGUGAAAUGUUGUUUUUAUUUAUCAUACAACACUUUGUAUGACUCUUUUAUACAUGCAGUAUGCUGUCAUUAAUGCUGUUUUUAUGGAUGUAUAAAUUGUACAUAUACUUGUCAUAUGUUAAUAACCCGUAGGAGAGGCCGUGUAUCCCCUGAUUGAUUGUUUAUGUUGCAUGUCGUCACAGUGUGACAGUGUUAUUUAAGCCACAGGGUUUCAGCGCUCUAGGAAAAUCUGUCUAAUAAUUAUCAGGAGGAGGAGUCUGUGAGUGUUGUUUUUUUUUAGUCGACUGUUGGUGCUUUCAUGCUAAAGCGUUCCCCUAACUCGAGUCUCUUCCUCGCGUAUUAGCUCCUCCCUGUGAAGAUGUGAGAGGAGGCUACACCUGUAUUUCCUAAUCUAAGCUCCUGCAAAAGCCUCAUGGUGUGUUUAGGGGACUGGAAAAUCCUCUACGUGUCUCUUCUUUGUGCCCUGAUGAACCAUCUCAUGCUGUCUUAUACCUUUGUUAACUUGUGAAACGCCCCUCCUACAGGACAAGGAGUCCUCUGACUCAACCUGUUUUAAUAAUACUAAUAAAUUAUGCCACCACUCUUGUA
Stegastes partitus (bicolor damselfish) is the source of this 1663-nucleotide messenger RNA. Its product is annotated as CD81 antigen-like. Gene Ontology annotation, cellular component: plasma membrane. The transcript has 8 exons. The coding region runs from base 157 to 873 and encodes 238 amino acids. NCBI's taxonomy places the organism in Eukaryota, Metazoa, Chordata, Actinopteri, Pomacentridae. The record is from RefSeq and is a predicted model, not a curated record.